Dibothriocephalus latus is the source of this 264-nucleotide messenger RNA. The record is from the annotation of a GenBank genome assembly. NCBI's taxonomy places the organism in Eukaryota, Metazoa, Platyhelminthes, Cestoda, Diphyllobothriidea, Diphyllobothriidae.
AUGACUUGUAGAAACCUCGUGACGAUUUUGAAGUCCUUCCCUCUUUUUUUUCAAGGUCCCUCCUUCACUGGACUUGACUCUCCAGGGCCCAUUCGCUCACUGGCCGCCAUCGGUGACGGUAUGACUGUUGUUUGCGGCUUUGAUUCCGGCCUUAUGUCCGCGGUGGAGCUUCGUUCAGGUCAGAUCGUCGCUCUCUGGCGCGCCCACAGCGAUGCAGUCUCACAGGUGACUAUCUUUGCAUUCACCUUUCGGGUGAUAUCUUAG